Molecule: messenger RNA, 1483 nt
Organism: Odocoileus virginianus texanus
Lineage: Eukaryota; Metazoa; Chordata; Mammalia; Artiodactyla; Cervidae
Source: RefSeq, a predicted model, not a curated record
AUGCCCAGCCCCGGGCCGCGGGGCUGCCGGCCGCUCCCUCUUUCGGGCGCCGGGGUCCAGCCCCCGCGCUCCAGCCGCUCUCCCGUGCCCGCGACCCCCGCGCUGCCGCGCGGCUCUGCAAAUCCAAGCCCACCCCGCGCGCCCGGACGCCUCGAGUCCUCCUUUUCCGUUGAGGCCAUCCUGGCCAGACCUGACCCCUGCGCGCCCACCGCCUCCCCGCUGCCAGUCUCCGCUGGCGCCCACGGGGACCUCUGGAACGUGCCCGCCAGGCCUCCCGCCCAGGCUCUGCCCGGCGCGUGCCCGCCGACGUGGCUGCCCGCCCGCCUGAGCGCGGGGCUGCACCAGCGGUGCCCCCAGCCCCCUGCGCUGCGGCCCUUCGCCUCCCACUUCUGCGGCCUCCAGGGUCUCAGCAUCACAGCGCUUGAUGGAGCAGGCAUUCCCCCAGCGCGGCCAACUCAGCUGGAGAAGCAGCUGCUACUGGUACCCUUCAGCCAGAGCGAGGAGCUGUUGGAUGUUAGCCGACCAGGUUACAGCCUCCACUGCUCACCUCUGUACGGUAGGGGGUUACAGCUAACCUUUCCUCCUGCUAAUUGCUCUGCAGGCUUGGAGCUAGUUCACUGCCUAGGCCUCUGGGAUCCCCAAGACUGGGCCCACGCUCAGGACCUUCAGGACACUGAGAGAUCCCCAAAGAGGAUUCGAACCGUGUUUAACUUGGAGCAGCUGGAAGAAUUGGAGAAAGUGUUUGCAAAACAGCACAAUAUAGUGGGGAAGAAGAGAGCCCAGCUGGCAGCCCAGCUCAACCUCACAGAGAACCAGGUGAGAGUCUGGUUCCAAAACCGAAGGGUCAAAUAUCAGAAGCAGCAAAGGCUGAAAAUGCCAGCUACAUCUGCCAUGGCUGCCUCCCCAGAUGAGCCCUCCAGCAGCUCCGACACCAGCAUCCAGAGAGAAGACGCCGAGUCAGGAAUGGACAGCUGAGGACUGCAACAAAGGCUCAGUCCAGGCUGGGCUAGUUCUUCCUGGAAGCACCCAUUGGACCUCGUUGUUUCAUUUCUUAAUGAAGAGCCUGUCAGGUCAAAGGGCACCAGGAAAAUCUGAACUGUAAAGCAGGAGCCCUCUUUUUCUGUAUCGACCUGUGGGGGUUGUAAUAAUGCAAAUGGUCACAGGUACAGACUUUGGCCUUCAGCUAUGUCCUUGGCCAAGUUACUGAAUUUCUGAGGAUUUUUCCCCCACCUGUAGAAUGGGUUAUGUAGAUAACUUUGACCUCCCAGGGCUGAGAUGAUGUCUGUAAAACACAAGAGUGUGCCAGGCUCGGCACUAAGAGUGCAGUAACUACUAAGGCUUAUGGGUCCCCUUCACCUGUGGGAGUAAUACCUCAGCCCCGGCCUCUCCAGAGAUUAAUCUUUGCCUGACCUCGCUGUAGAGGAGAGGGCCUCCUUGAAUCAGUAUCCGGGCAUUGAAGACUCUUCCCCAUUGGAAAUGGUGG